AUGGAUCAGGAAGGUGGGGGUGACUUCCAGAAAGCCCCUAACUUCCAGUGGAGAAACUACAAGCUCAUCGUUGAUCCUAUGCUUAAGGAUGGCCCGCACAAGAUCUACCGCUAUGACGGAGUGCAUUUCAGCACUAAUGAUUCAAGUCAUGCUCCUGUAAAAGUUGUGCAAGAUCCGAGACAUAGGAAAUGGUCCAAAACCAGAGAUCUUUCUCUUCCUGUCCCAAAGUUUAAGCUAGAUGAGUACUAUGUAGGCCAGAUCCCUCUGAAGGAGGUGACAUUUGCCCGGCUCAAUGAUAAUAUCAAGGAAUCUUUUCUGUGUGAGAUGUGCAAAAAAUAUGGCGACAUUGAGGAGAUUGAGAUUCUGUAUAAUCCAAAGAAUGGCAAGCACCUGGGCUUGGCCAAGGUGCUCUUCACCAGCACAAGGGGGGCGAAGGAGACAGUCAAGAACCUGCACAACACUUCAGUCAUGGGCAACAUCAUUCAUGCCCAACUUGACAUCAAAGGUCAACAACGCAUGAAAUAUUACGAACUGAUUGUGAAUGGCUCUUUUACACCUCAGACUGUCCCAACUGGGAGCAAAACGUUGAAUGAAAAGUUUUCAGCUGACUCGUCCGAGUCACGAAGACACCAUUCGACCAAUUCGUUGUACCCGAGUAAUGCAAUGCCUUCAACGCCUGGCAACGGCACCCCUUGUUCUCAGGACACUCCGUACUCCAGUGGCCGACAAGACACACCUUCUUCCUAUGGCCAAUAUACACCACAGUCUCAGGGGACUCCGUAUACCCCUCGGGGAGGAACGCCGUAUUCACAGGAUUCCGCCUAUUCUAGCAGGCAAGGGACCCCAGGCUACUCAAGCUACCAGCCAGAGUCGUACAAAUCCUCUCGGCAUGAGAACAGCUUUUCGGACUCGUACUUCCGCCGGCACUAUACUUCAUCCUCUUCAUCUUCUUCAUCUUCCUCCACUCACUAUCGCAGCAAUGACCAUCAUUACCCCCCUUACAGUCAGCAGUUUGGUGGUGGUGGCGGCGGCGGCAGCAGCGGCAGCAGCAGUAGUGCAGCUCCAACCAGUAGUAGCCGAUAUCAGCGCCUCUCAUCCACCUCAGGGCGCUCUUCUUCUUCCUCCUCCUCCUCCUCCUCCUCUCAUCGCUCUCAUCCAAGAGAGGACUCUGGCUUCCAUUCCCGACACAGAGAACGUUCUCAACGGGAUGAUUCUACUCUUUCGUCCACAGUGACCACCACUACUCCUUCCACCUGUGUUGUCGCUGCGGCUUCCUCCUCCUCCUCGUCGUCUGUGACAACGGCAUCAGAAAGCAUUCAGUUCCAGAACAGUCAUGGUUUUGCCCAGCAGAGCGUGGAGCAUUUCCCAGCACCCAGUGUGCUCUACCCAUCUUACACAGCCACCCCGGAGCCCUUCUCUGUGCCUGCAGAAUCCCACGCGGUGGAUCAGGAUUAUCGGCUGCUCCCCACGGCAGAAACGUUUGCAGCCAACUCCCUGCCUCCCACCGAAUUUCUUGCUCAGGAAACGAAAGAGAACGCCAGUCCAGCAGUGACCGUAGCCCUAGGGGUUGACGACCGAUCCCAUUCGCCUGCUGUGCAGAGCUCGCCAGCCCGCUCUGGUUCCCCUGCCCCAGAGACUACCAACGAGAGUGUCCCCUUUGCUCAGCACAGCAGCUUGGACUCCCGCAUUGAGAUGCUGCUAAAGGAGCAGCGGUCCAAGUUUUCUUUUCUUAAUUCAGAUACGGAAGAGGAAGAGGAAGAGAAAGGGGGGUCCAAGGAAGCAGAGCCACAUGGCCCCUGCACCCCGCCACCACCUCUUCCAGUCAGCUUUGAAGAUGUGGUGCCAGCCCUGGAUGCGAGAGUAGGAGACGAAUCCCCAAAGGCUAAUGGGCAAGACAGAGCAUCUCAGCAGUCUUCAGGUGAAGACAUGGAAAUUUCGGAAGAUGAAGCCGAAGUUGAGCCCCCAACUCCCGUGGCAGGGGUGUCCGACCCACAUUUUUCUGUGAUGCCAUCAGUUCUGGGCCACAUGCAGUUGGGGGUGUCCUCCUUUACUUCCCACCAUCACCCAGAAGCACCGCCCUCUUAUCCAAUCCAGCCUCUCAUGUCCGUCUCCCUCCCUCACCUGGCGGGUAAAACCCAUUCACUCUCUACUUUUGGCCAAGUCAGUCCCCGGCACGGUCAUCGCCUGUCCGAUUUCAGAGGGCGAGCAAAUGUGGUAGGUGGAGGCCGUGGUGCUCCCCACAUCUAUGACUUUGUCAACUCCAUGGAGCUCAUGAACCGGCUUGGCAACCAGUGGGGUGGGAUGCCCAUGUCUUUCCAGAUGCAAACCCAGAUGCUGAGCCGCCUUCAACAGCUGCGGCAAAACAAAGGCCAGUUUGAGGACCCUUUCUCCUAUCACCGGGACGUGGCUUCUUUCUGCGGCCGCCCUCUGUAUGGCGCUGGGUACUUACUGGAGCAGGGCAGUCACCCCUUCCAGCGGGACCAGCUUUUCAUGCAGCAGCCAUCAGCCGUUGGGACCUCAGAGCAGCAGCAACAGCAGCAGCAGCAGCAACAACAACAUUCCUCAGAGCAGCCACCUCUGCCACCUCCCCAGCAGCUGCUUGAUUUCCGGACAGCUCCAUGGGGAUAUCAGGAAGAGGUGGCCCCGCUCCCACCGCUUCCUGAAGAUCCACACGCCUCUGUGGUGGACACUGUCCUCGCAACCCUCAUGCAGGAGAUGAAGAGCAUCAUGCAGCGAGACCUCAAUCGCAAGAUGGUGGAGAAUGUGGCCUUCAGCACCUUUGACAAGUGGUGGGAGUGCAAAGAGGAAAAGGCCAAGCCUUUCCAGAACACUGUUAAACAGCUAGCCAAGGAAGAGGAGAAAGACAAAACCAAACUGAAAGAUCCCGCCCUUCUGUCUCUAGUGGACUGGGCCAAGAGUGGUGGGACUGGUGGCCUGGAGAGCUUUGGCUUUGGGACUGGCUUUCGAGGAGUCCUCAGGCUCCCCUCCUUCAAGGUGAAAAGGAAAGAGCCCUCUGAAAUCUCCGAGUGCAGCGAAGUGAAGCAGCCCCGCCCCUCUACUCCUGCGGAAGAGGAUGAGGAAGAUAAAAAAUCCUUACAGAUCCCCAAGAUCUCCAAGAGGGACGACGAAAGGAUCAAAGGUCCAGGAAAGCGGCGAAAACUUUUUUGCCUGGACAGUGAAGGAGAGGAGGCCUCUGAGGACUCAUCCUCGGAGAAGGAGGAGGAAGAAGAGCGGCACGAAGAAGAUGAACAAGGCGCCAGAGGACGCAGCAGAAAGAGGGAACAAUCUGAAGAUCGUGAUAGCGACGGUUCCUCCAAGUAUUCACCUUACGAGGAGUCUGACGAGGACAGUGACAGCACUUCCGAUUCAGAAAGCAGCUCCUCUUCCUCCUCUUCCUUGUCAUCGUCGUCGUCUGAUGAGGAGGAGGUGGAGAGCACGGAGGAAAUAGAAGAUUCUGCUACAGAUAGCCAUCCAUCUGAAUCAUUGGGAAGCCUGGAACAGAGAAUAUGGCCAGGAACAGAUACUGAGAUGGGCAAGAAGAAGCCGGAAGCCGCUCUGCUUCAAGGCCACGUUGUUGAGGAGAAGCCUGCUCCUCAGAAUGACACUUUGCUAGUCCCAGCAAUAGAGGAGAAAGGUGUCUGGGCGGCACUAGAAGAGCGGACGCGACAAGAAAAACGACCUUCCUCACCCAUCCCACUUCUGCCACCACCCAAGAAACGCCGGAAAACAGUCUCCUUCUCAGCUCCUGGUGAGGAUGAAGGGGCCUUGGAGAAGCCACUUGAAUUGGCAUCCUUGGGUCUCCUCCCUCCACCGCCCCCACCCCCACCCCCUCCCCCUCCUCCUGUCCCCACAGAGGAAGCACAAUCUCCAUUCGUUCCUGUGGAACCCCUGCUACCACCCCAAGUGUCCUUAAUCUCAGAUGCCCCCGUUCCAGCUACUUGUCCCCUGCCUCCCGCAGCUUCCCUGGUAAAGUUAGCGGCUCCUGCCAGCCGCAGGCGGGAGCCCCCAAAAGCCAGUCAAAGAACGAUCAGCAACCUGCCGGCAGACCACGCUUCUCUUGUGAAAUGUUGGUCAGAGGAUAUGCCAACUGGCCGGUCCCGAAACCGUUCUCGCUCCCGAAGCUCAGAACAUUUGAAGGCACCGCAGCCCCCGGAGGAAGACAGACUGCACACGCGCGAGCAAAUGGGGGCCUCUUCACUCCUGGAGCUGGCCAAUCAGCCUGACCUGGCUGUGUUAGCCGAUGUGGCUCUCAAGAUGCCCGCCGUUGUAGGCAGAGAAGGCUUGAAGGAGGCCUCGGAUGAAUCCGAGGCUCCAAAGCGCCUGCUUCCACCGCCCGUGUUCUCCCUUGAGGUCAGCAGCAUCUUCAUGGAGCACAACUACGCCAUGGCGGUGCGUGCAGCACCAGUGACUGUCCCCCGGAAACAAGAUGAGGCAACACUGCUAGGUGCUGCUGAUCUGUUGCAGAUGAACGUAUAUACUGAGCACAUUGGCGAGGUUCUGGAGGCUCCUGAGGAGAUAGUGGCAGAUGCCAGUGAAGCCAGAACUGAAUCUGAAGUGGGCGACCUUGUUGCACUGGCGCCUCCACCUCCUCAACCUAUCGAAAAGCCUAAGGCCCCUGUCCCAGACCAGCAGCAGCCACAGACGAAGAAACCUCCACCUGGCCUAAAGGAGGAGGCCAUAAAGGAUCCAGGAGCAUUGCCUUUAGGCCCAGAGAGUCUGUUCCCUUCUGGGAGUGAGGAGGAGGAGGAAGAGGAUGACGAGAGCUUUGACAGCAGCGACGAAGGGGAGAUUCGUAGGCGGUCUCUGCGCUCUCACUCACAUAAGCACACCCCUGCCCAUCCCCCGCUUCCACCCCCAGUCUUUGAGACGCGCAGCGAAUUCGAACAGAUGACCAUCUUGUAUGACAUCUGGAAUUCAGGGCUAGAUGUGGAAGACAUGAAAUACUUGAGGCUGAUGUACGAGCGCUUGCUGCAUGAGGACAACAGCACAGACUGGCUGAAUGACACCCAUUGGGUCCAACACACCAUCACAAACAUUGCAAAUCCCAAACGGAAGAGGAAAUCGUCUGAGCUGCGGGAACAUCAAACAGGUUGUGCCCGUAGCGAGGGCUACUACCACAUCAGUAAGAAGGAGAAGGACAAAUACCUUGACAUGUGCCCAGUCACGGUGCAGCAAUUGGACAUCGUUGAUAUCCAGGGCACCAACCGCAUCUUGUCAGAACGACGAUCUGAACAAAGGCGCCUGCUGAGUGCCAUCGGCACCUCUGCCAUCCUCGAUAGUGACCUUCUGAAACUUAAUCAGCUGAAGUUCCGGAAAAAGAAACUCCGGUUUGGACGGAGUCGAAUUCACGAGUGGGGCCUUUUCGCAAUGGAACCAAUCGCUGCCGACGAAAUGGUCAUUGAAUACGUGGGUCAGAACAUCCGCCAGAUGGUGGCAGAUAUGCGUGAGAAGCGGUACGCCCAGGAAGGUAUUGGGAGCAGCUACCUUUUCCGUGUGGACCACGACACAAUCAUCGACGCUACCAAGUGUGGCAAUCUGGCUCGUUUCAUCAAUCAUUGCUGCACGCCCAACUGCUAUGCCAAAGUCAUCACCAUAGAGUCCCAGAAGAAGAUCGUCAUCUACUCCAAGCAGCCCAUCAGCGUCAAUGAGGAGAUUACAUACGACUACAAGUUCCCAAUUGAAGAGAACAAGAUUCCCUGCUUAUGUGGCACAGAGAACUGUCGGGGGACCCUGAAUUGAAAAGAAGCCCGGCAUUCCUAUUUAUUUUGUUUGCUCAGCCCAUUUUUCACCCCGGUCGUUUAGCAUCUCUUCCCACAAAGCCGCCAUGGGAAAGUUCUCCAGUCGCCUUAAGAACCAUCUGGAAUCCUUUAGAGGUUUUCCAUUUGCUUCUCCUCAGGUUCCUAAUCAGUGAGAAAUUUCCUUUUUUCUUCCAGUCAGUCAGAAACAGUCCUCUCCUUCUCUUUUACACGGAUGUUUGGUCAUUUUUUGAUCCAAUCCCCAAAAAACAGGUAGCCGUUAGACACCCUCUCCGUCCUUGUAUUCAGAACAGCUUUAAGCUUUUCUCCAAGUAACUUCCGCUUUUCAAUUUGGCUAAAAGAUUUGAGUUUCCUGUGCACGGAAGGGUACGCUAAACAGAAUGGAUUCCCUUCAUUUUAAGGAUCUCCAGAGUGCUAAGGGUCAGUUAAUAAAACAGUAGGAAUUGCAGGGUCCAAGAAAAACCUAUGAGGCCAUACAAUGUCCGAUGUUCUUGAAGGGCAUUAAUGGUACCCAUAGCUAAGAGUUGAUGAAGCCUUGCAAUUUCAUAGUUGCAUUUUCUUAAACCAUUGGAUUCUUUUAUAAAAACAUUCUAGGUUUAUUGAGAUGAAUACGAGAACAGUUCCUUUCCUAAACGGAUUUGUUCUGCUAUUUAGAGUUUUCCCUGAACCCAUGCUAGAUAUAGCCAAGAUUACCCAGGGAUGAUCACUUUCCAGUUUCGUUUGGCUAUAUUUUUUUAAACCUGAGCAAAGAUUUGAAACUUCUCUAGCUUCAGAUGAUUUGUUCCUAAUCCCAUCUGCCAUUUGUUCUUCCAACCACACACUUAAGGUUACAAUAGCAAAGAUUCUGAAAAGUAAUUGUAUGGUGCCAUUCAGAUUGAACCUCCUUUUCCUUGCGUAGUGUCUGGGGGGAGGGGAAAUCCAGAACCCAUAUAGAUUAAGGGAGCUGUUUCUUUGCUACAGUUAUGGCCUCAGCCAUCUGGCUCAUAGCAAAGGCUAAGACCUUACCCCAAUCCCCCUCCUUCCAUAUUUUUUCUUAGGAGAAGAAAGUUGUGUACAUAUCUAGUCCAGAUGGAUUGGCUGUUUCUUGUAGAAACACAUGUUUACUGGUAUGUAAAUAUUUUAUUUUUGUUGUCCACUUCAUACUGAAAAGAGAGCUGUAAAUAAUGUUUCAUUGUAUUUCCUUCUCCUGCUUUUCUCUAUAUUUGCAUCGUGCCACUGUUCUCUUUUAAUGCAACGUGGGAUUUUUUUUUCUUUCUUUCUUAUCCUGGAGAAAAUGGAUGGAGUAUAUUGGAGGUCAGAAAUGUGUAAUUUCACUAGCCACUUACAUGGGAGUCCGUUAAAACAAAAGACUUUAGGCACACCGAGCUAUUUUAGCAGGAUUUACUGUUUUUUAAAAUGUCCACCAUUCUGGUUGUUUUUUGUGUAAGCGUGUGUGUUUCUGAGCUGCUGUACUGAGAUGGCCGUUCUGUUGAGGGCAUUUUUUUCCUCUCAGUGGACUGCCCAGAGUUAAGGUAUAUUGAAUGACUUCCAAUUUCCCCAACCUGAAUGUCUGAACAUACAUGGCAGAGAGAAUGACACCUUCUCUACAAAUUCACUUUUAACAGCGGGGGUAUAAGUGGGAAAGAGGCGUGGAUAAGUUUCGGAUGGGAUGCCCAAAUCCUUGUUGCUCUGCCAUGUCGAAACACACACACACACACACACACACACACAAAAACUCACUGAGAAGAUGAUUUGAUUCCUUAUCCUGGCCUUUGGGAAAAGCCGAAAAGAGCAGGAUGGGGAAAGUGUGAGAGGCAGUCUCAGUUGCUGGGAUGAGCGUUACUUAACAACUCCUACCUGAUUGUGUCCGUUUCCAAAGGCAAGCUUUAUAACGUUGGUUUGUCAGCUCCCCCACCGUUUUUUGCCCAUCCCAGUAAGCCGAUUGCAGAGACGAACCUGUUUAGGUAGUGAGAGUAGGAGCUGUAGAUCAGUUUUUUUAAAGUGUGUCCCAUUCAUUUCUUCGUCCUGAAAAUGGCUCCUUCCUCGUGUAGUUGUUGUUUAGUAGAUAAGUUGGGACCGUAGUUCUGAUUAAAGUUUUAUUUCCACGUUUGAAGGCUCGUGAAGGAGAUAGUUAAGUGGCAUCUUCUCACCGCACACUGAAUGCUGGUCAGUGUUUUAUGCUGAUGAAGGUGUCUUUGUGUUUCAUUUUUGUGGAAGUCUGCUCCAACUUGGUUUGGGCCCUUGGAGACGAAGCUUCCACAGUUUGGGAUCUUUUUAGAUUGUUUCUUUCACAAGAUGCACUAGAUCAGGGCUAGGCAACCUUGGCUCUUUUAUGACUCGUGGACUUCAACUCCCAGAAUUCCUGAGCCAGCAUAGCAUAGCUGGCUCAGGAAUUCUGGGAGUUGAAGUCCACGAGUCAUAAAAGAGCCAAGGUUGCCUAGCCCUGCACUAGAUAAAUAGUUUACACCACCUCUAAAAGAUUGUUUGGGGGUCUUAAUUUUCUUCUGAUAGUCUUAACCAGCUAAAGAAGCACAAGAAAACCCAUUGUCUUGCUUUAUAGGCUUUAUAACUUAAAGAGACCAAAGGAAAAUUUGGGGGGGGGUGGGGGGGCUGGAGUUUGUAUUUGCAAUGGAAGCCUUGCACAGACUUGCCAAACUCAGCUGGGUAACUUUUUGCUUCUCAUUUCAUGUGGUUUUGUUGUCUGCAUUUUCCCCCAUGCAAUGUUCCUAUAUAUAUUGAAAAUAAGGAAGUUGCGGUAACCCAUUUUAGCAAGGAGAAGUGGAAAGGCUAAAUCACCUGAGAAAAGGGUAUGGAUGAAUUGGUGGAGAAAUAGUGUAAACAUUCACACAAAUAUGUAGCUUCAUAGUUGUCUCAGUCCUAACCCACCAAUCUCUCCAGGCCCUGGCUUUGCUGCCGAGGACUGACUCCGAUACCACAUUCUGUAAUAGCGGAAUUCAUUGCUUUGUUUUAACGACAUCCUUCCAGAUAUUUGUGCCUGGGUGAUUCUGCGACUGCUUUCUGACUGGCCCCGAGAAUCUUACCAAGAAACAGUUCCAACCAUUUUCCCUUUUACUAUUUCGUACUUUCCAAAUGUGAUUUUUCUCUGCUCAGAUGGCUGUGCACUUGUACUAGGGACAAAAGCGUAACCUACAUGACUAAAUUGUGAAUUAAAGCAGUUAUAGUUGGAAUCACCCAUUCCAUCUAGCCCAUUCCUCGAGUCUCUGUGUAAACUGACAGAAUUUUAGCUUUGUUCUGUGGUGCUUUUCUUUGGGAUUUUGUUAUAAAUAUCCAUCCAUGGGCCAGUCGGUUUUGAACAUCAUUGUGUAAAAUGUCUCAUGGGAAAUUAGAGUCUUGAAAUUCCUUCUGAAUUGUGAAGCCAUUAGAUAAGGCCUGGAUAAGUUCUAGCUUUUGCUCGAAACUUUGGUAAAAUAAUAUCAGUUUAACGUUGUUCUGCUAAUUCCAAAGAAAGCUGCCUCACACACAUUCCUUCAAUAUUUAAAAGUUUAACUGCACAAUUUUUCUAAACUGAGACACAUUUUUAACAGCUGACUAAAUUGCACCAAAUUAUUAUGAUACAUCAAACUUCUGCUUUUUAUUGGAUUUAAAUAUUUUCCUCUGAAACUUUUGCAUCAAAGAACCACAGAAUAUUGAAUUCCUAUGUUUUUUGGGGGGAAAAAUGGCUUUUUUAAAAAGAAUGUGUCUCCCCUUAUUUUAGACUUGCAGGUAAAAUACCUACCAGAGCUAGCCAGAAGAUUACAGCUGGGAAAAAAAACUUAUUUACUUUGCAUCGGUAAAAAUAUGCAAAAGAACCUUGCUCAGUGGGUUUUAUUACAAUACAUCAUCAUUAGUUUAUUUUUUUUUAUUUUUCAAAUAGCGAUGUCUGAUUGUGUUCUUGAGUCAUGCAAAAAAAACAACCCCAAUCCACACUUGUUUUUCUGCAUAUCCUAGCCUUAGUGUUCCAGAUGCUCAAUUUAUUUACUCAUGGUGGCUAGUUUUCUAGAUGGAUCAUGUACUUACCAUAGCCAUCCUAUUAGCAAGAAGUCUCCUCCUCCAACUGCCUCCCAUUUAAUUACAUAUGUGCCUUUUUAAAAUAGUGGGAAGUUUUCAUUUACUCUCACCUGUUCAUUGUGGAAAGUAGACAUUUUGGUUCCUGUGUGUGUUUCUCUUCUUGCCAAAAUCUGCAUUGUCUGAACUGAUCUACGCAAUCACCUUUACGGUGGUAAUUUCCUGCAUCCAGUUUAGCCACAUACCUCCUCCUGAUAGGGUGGAUGAGACAGUUUUAAAUGUUCAAUAAAGCAAUGAAACCUGUGUAAAUUAUUCUAUAUGUUUUUAUCAAGACUCUGAAUUUGGCUUCUCCCUUUCUCCCCCACUCCCUCACUUCCUCCCCCACUCUCUACAAGUUGACUCCUGGCCAACUUGUAAAGCUUACUGUUUUGUUACUCAUUUUUCUUCACAUGUGGGAUUAUUUUUUUCCUGUGUACAUAUAUGUAAAAAGAAAACAAGAAAAAAAAAUAGAUAUACAAAAAAAAAAUUAUACCAGAGAGGAUUAAGCUAUUUAAUCAUCUCUAGCAGCAAGGGCAGCUUGCCUGGGGUUUUGUGUUUUAACACAACGGAUGGAAAUGUAUGGACGUGGAUGGAUAGACUUUCCCCCUCCCCCCCCCUUUCCUAGCUGCCCAGUGGAUGGAUGUUUUUUUUUUUUUAAUUUGCAUACCUAUUCUGUCUAUAUAAAUAUUAUAUAUAUAGAUAUAUAUAAAUAUAUAAAUAUAUUUUCGUUUGAUCUUACUGGCUUCCUACUUGUAAAUAUGUUAAUAAUUUGUGGAUUCAUUACUUGGUGCCAGAUAGCACAUUUUUAUAAAAGUCAUUAAACUUUUAUUGUACAAAAA
This is a messenger RNA of Crotalus tigris (Tiger rattlesnake), 10618 nucleotides long. It is a transcript of the gene SETD1A, whose product is annotated as SET domain containing 1A, histone lysine methyltransferase. The record is from RefSeq and is a predicted model, not a curated record. Gene Ontology annotation, molecular function: protein binding; RNA binding; histone H3K4 methyltransferase activity. Bases 1 to 5739 code for a protein of 1912 amino acids. The transcript is spliced from 18 exons. NCBI's taxonomy places the organism in Eukaryota, Metazoa, Chordata, Lepidosauria, Squamata, Viperidae. Gene Ontology annotation, cellular component: Set1C/COMPASS complex.